UGCUGAGGAUGAGGAGGUGGCCGUUGAUUGAAGCUGCAAGGAAGGAAGGAAAACGAGCGUUCUUUGUCGGUGUGCGCGUAUUCAUUGAUGGGAAAGAGGGGGCUGACAGGAGCCAGUUUCUCCAGUGUGUUUGAGGGAGCAGAGGAGAGACUUGUGCUGUGUUUUGAGCUGAUGAAAAUUUUAGAGCAGAAAAUGAUGGGGAGCUGUCUGAUGCUCAUAUUUCUGUGCUAUAUGGGACAACUCAUCACCUCUGAUCUUGUAAAUAUGAGGUUGGUUGAUGGUCACAGUCGCUGUGCUGGUCGAGUGGAGGUUCUUCACAGAGGUCAGUGGGGAACAGUGUGUGAUGAUUUCUGGGAUAUGGCUGAUGCUGCAGUGGUGUGUAGAGAGCUGGACUGUGGAGAACCUGUAGAUGCUCUGGGUGAUGCUCAUUUUGGACCAGGAUCAGGACCAAUCUGGAUGAGUUAUGUCAGGUGUACUGGAUCAGAAUCUAAACUGAAGAACUGUGGGUCAGGAGGAUGGGGUAAACAUUACUGUGGUCACAAUAAAGAUGCUGGAGUCAUCUGCUCAGGAGUCAAGCUGGUUGGAGGUUCUCGCUGUUCUGGGAGGUUAGAGAUCCUUCAUAAUCAGACGUGGAUGUCGGUGUGUGAUGCUGUCUUUGACCAGCAAGAUGCAGAGGUUGUGUGUAGAGAGCUGGACUGUGGGGCUCCUGUACAGGUGCUGGGAGCAGCUGCUUUUGACAAAGGAGACGCUCAGAUGUGGACACAAGAGAUUCAGUGCAGAGGAAAUGAGUCUCAGAUUCACCUCUGUCCAACAUCUCCAUCACAUGAAAACAAUUGUUCUCAUAACAGUGAUGUUGGUCUGGUGUGUGCAGAGCGUGUGAAUGUGAGGUUGAUUGGUGGUCACAGGCACUGUGCUGGUCGAGUGGAGGUUCUUCACAGAGGUCAGUGGGGAACAGUGUGUGAUGAUAGCUGGGAUAUGGCUGAUGCUGCAGUGGUGUGUAGAGAGCUGGACUGUGGAGAACCUGUAGAUGCUCUGAGUGCUGCUCAUUUUGGAUCAGGAUCAGGACGAGUCUGGAUGAGUACUUUAUUAUGUACAGGAACAGAGUCUACACUGAAGAAUUGUGGGUCAUCAGGAUGGGGUAAACAUUACUGUGAUCAUAGUGAAGAUGUUGGAGUCAUUUGUUCAGGUGUCAGGCUGGUUGGAGAUUCUCGCUGUUCUGGGAGGUUAGAGAUCCUUCAUAAUCAGACGUGGAUGUCAGUGUGUGAUGCUGUCUUUGACCAGCAGGACGCAGAGGUUGUGUGUAGAGAGCUGGACUGUGGGGCUCCUGUACAGGUGCUGGGAGCAGCUGCUUUUGAGAAAGGAGAUGCUCAGAUGUGGACACAAGAGAUUCAGUGCAGAGGAAAUGAAUCUCAGAUUCGAUUGUGUCCAACUAUACAUGACAUACAGUGCUCUCAAGAAAACAGCCUUGGACUGAUAUGUUCUGAUUUUGAGACUGUAAGGUUGGUUGGUGGUAACAGUCCCUGCAGUGGAAGAGUGGAGGUUCAUCAUCAUGGUCAGUGGGGAACAGUGUGUGGUAAUGAUUGGGAUGAGACUGAUGCUGCAGUGGUGUGUAGAGAGCUGGGAUGUGGAGAACCUCUAGAUGCUCUGUUUGCUGCUCAUUUUGGACCAGGAUCAGGACCAAUCUGGAUGAGUUAUGUGGACUGUAGUGGAUCAGAGUCUACACUGAAGGAUUGUAGAACAAAAGGAUGGGGUGUUCAUGGCGGCUGUUAUCAUCACAGUGAUGCUGGAGUCAUUUGCUCAGGAGUCCGGCUGGUUGGAGGUUCUCGCUGCUCUGGGAGGUUAGAGAUCCUUCAUAAUCAGACGUGGUUGUCAGUGUGUGAUGCUGUCUUUGACCAGCAGGAUGCAGAGGUUGUGUGUAGAGAGCUGGACUGUGGGGCUCCUGUACAGGUGCUGGGAGCAGCUGCUUUUGACAAAGGAGACGCUCAGAUGUGGACACAAGAGAUUCAGUGCAGAGGAAAUGAGUCUCAGAUUCACCUCUGUCCAACAUCACCAUCACAUGAAAACAACUGUUCACAUGACAGUGAUGUUGGUCUUAUAUGUACAGACCGUGUGAAUGUGAGGUUGGUUGGUGGUCACAGUCGCUGUGCUGGUCGAGUGGAGGUUCUUCAUAGAGGUCAGUGGGGAACAGUGUGUGAUGAUGGCUGGGAUAUGACUGAUGCUGCAGUGGUGUGUAGAGAGCUGGACUGUGGAGAACCUGUAGAUGCUCAAUUUGGACGAGGAUCAGGACCAAUCUGGAUGAGUACUUUAUUAUGUACAGGAACAGAGUCUACACUGAAGAAUUGUGGGUCAUCAGGAUGGGGUAAACAUGGCUGUGAUCAUAAUAAAGAUGUUGGAGUCAUUUGUUCAGGUGUCAGACUUGUUGGAGGUUCUCACUGCUCUGGGAGGUUAGAGAUCCUUCAUAAUCAGACGUGGAUGUCAGUGUGUGACGCUGUCUUUGACCAGCAGGAUGCUGAGGUUGUGUGUAGAGAGCUGGACUGUGGGGCUCCUGUACAGGUGCUGGGAGCAGCUGCUUUUGGCAAAGGAGACACUCAGAUGUGGACACAAGAGAUUCAGUGCAGAGGAAAUGAAUCAUUCAUUCGACUGUGUCCAACUUCACAUGACAUACAGUGCUCUCAAGAAAACAAUGUGGGACUAAUAUGUUCUGAUUUUGAGACCGUUAGGUUGGUUGGAGGUAACAGUCCCUGCAGUGGAAGAGUGGAGGUUCAUCAUGAUGGUCAGUGGGGAACAGUGUGUGGUUGGAACUGGGAUAUGGCUGAUGCUGCAGUGGUGUGUAGAGAGAUGGGCUGUGGAGAUCCUUUAGAGGCUUGGAAUAGAGCUAGUUUUGGACAAGGUUCAGGACCAGUCUUGAGUCAAGUGGCCUGUAUUGGAUCAGAGUCCACACUGAAAAACUGUAGAUCAAGUGGAUGGGAUGUUCAUUACUGCAAUCAUCAAUAUGAUGCUGGAGUCAUUUGCUCAGGAACCAUAAACUAUGGACGAUUUACAAGACUUUCUGAUGGACCUCACCUGUGCUCUGGGAGGUUAGAGAUCCUUCAUAAUCAGACGUGGAUGUCAGUGUGUGAUGCUGUCUUUGACCAGCAGGAUGCAGAUGUUGUGUGUAAAUCGCUGGACUGUGGGGCUCCUGUACAGGUGCUGGGAGCAGCUGCUUUUGGCAAAGGAGACACUCAGAUGUGGACACAAGAGAUUCAGUGCAGAGGAUAUGAAUCACACAUUCAAAACUGCCCAUCAUCAGCUUCAAAUAAUAUAAAUUGUACCCAUGACAAUCACUUGGGACUGAUAUGUUCUGGAUACACAGAUCUCAGGCUGGUAAACAGUUCAGACUCUUGUUCUGGAAGAGUAGAGCUUCAGUUCCUCAGUAAAUGGGGCACAGCGUGCGAUGCAUGCUGGGAUAUGAGAGCCGCCAGUGUCCUCUGUGGACAGCUGAAUUGUGGGAUUGCUGUGUCUGUUGUGGGAUCAGACUGGUUUGGAGAGGGAAGUGGUGAAAUCUGGGCUGAUGUGUUUGAU
Carassius auratus (goldfish) is the source of this 3561-nucleotide messenger RNA. RefSeq names its product deleted in malignant brain tumors 1 protein-like. NCBI's taxonomy places the organism in Eukaryota, Metazoa, Chordata, Actinopteri, Cypriniformes, Cyprinidae. The record is from RefSeq and is a predicted model, not a curated record. The transcript has 13 exons. The annotation marks the transcript as partial. Gene Ontology annotation, cellular component: membrane.